UCCUCUCCUCUCCUCCCUCGCCCGCCACCUCGCCUCCCUCCCCGACCUCGCGCCGACGCGCGCCUACCUCACCUGCCUCUGCCACCACCCCCUCCGCCCCUCCCCGCUUCCCUUCGUCGCCCCUCUCCUCUCCUCUAUCUUCCUCAGUCGCCGCCCCAGGGAGCCGGCAGUGCUACGCCCACUGGUGCCGAGGCCGACGUGGAACAUUACGAGUGCCAAGCUCGCGAGCUUAAGGCCGGCCUCCAUCGCUCGAAGGUUCAUUUUCAGAUUUCUUGGUUUAGGAGGUUGUUAUAUUUGUGAACUAGCUUAGGUGGAAAGUGGUGAUAUUAAUUGGGGAAAUAAAGUUGCAGAAGGGAUGGACUCGGGCUCUAAGAGUGAGGAAAUUGCUAGCUACAACAAUAGCAGUGCCAAGAAGUCCAGACUGCAGUCCAUGCUUUCUGCUCUCCUUGAUGAUCCAAUAUUGUCUGAUGUUCCUAAGAAGCCGUCGCUUGCAGAUGUUGACACUCUGCUCAACUUGGAGUUAGGAAGUGCAAUGAAAAUAACCAUUGUUAAAAUGGACAGUACCUCAUUUGAUGUUGCUGUCUUGAACUCUGCUACAGUGAAGGAUUUGAAAUUGGCCAUUGGGAAGAAAAUAAAUGAGAUUGAGCAAGCACGAAUGGGACAUCGCCAUAUUUCAUGGAGGCAUAUUUGGGCUAACUAUUGUCUGACUCAUCAUAAUGAUAAGUUGAUUGAUGACAAUUCCUUACUAUCUGAACAUGGCAUUCAGAACAAUUCCAAGGUCCACUUUUUGCCGUUCAUCACGUCGAGGAUAUAUCAGAAACACUCGAGGAGGAGGAAACACCGCUUCUUUCAUGGUCUUAGCAAACGUUCAUGAGCGUGGUCUUUGCUAUUUUGUCCUUUCAGAUUUGUAGCUCAAAGUACUUUGUUGUUGAGAAUGAAAGUAUAGAAAAAUUUCUUAUAGCGAGUAUUGUAGGCAUGAUAUUAUUCACCUAUAUCUCUCUCCUCCUUUUAUGUAAGCAUUCCAUAUCAUACGCACGCUUAUUUCCUUCUUAAUAUAACAUCACAAAUGCGCUGAGAGUUUAAA
This is a messenger RNA of Ananas comosus (pineapple), 1084 nucleotides long. Its product is annotated as U11/U12 small nuclear ribonucleoprotein 25 kDa protein. Gene Ontology annotation, cellular component: U12-type spliceosomal complex. The transcript is spliced from 7 exons. Gene Ontology annotation, molecular function: protein binding. Bases 356 to 874 code for a protein of 172 amino acids. The record is from RefSeq and is a predicted model, not a curated record. Gene Ontology annotation, biological process: mRNA splicing, via spliceosome. Lineage: Eukaryota; Viridiplantae; Streptophyta; Magnoliopsida; Poales; Bromeliaceae.